Molecule: messenger RNA, 1412 nt
Organism: Geodia barretti
Lineage: Eukaryota; Metazoa; Porifera; Demospongiae; Tetractinellida; Geodiidae
Source: the annotation of a GenBank genome assembly
UAAAUUCCCGCGAAGUAUACGAAUGUCAUUUCAGACUAACACACCACCACCGAAGAGCGAUGGAUAAGCGUCAGAAAUACUCGAUCAAGGAGAAAGUAGCGAUGGAUAAGCGUCAGAAAUACUCGAUAAAGGAGAAAGUAUCCUCUUCGUCAGCUCCGAGCGGGAAGCUAAAUCAUAACGAGCCGCAAUGUUCCUACAUGUACGGCGGACUGGCGGACCUCCGUCGACAGACGUACCUUCUCAAGUCUCCGCUGAAAGACAACAAUACCGCUGCGCCACGUCAGAACCGGCGGGAGGCUCCGCAACUGUACUGCAACGCCGCAACUGCCGCUGCGAAAUUGCAUGCAGCAGCGGCAGGGCCGUCGUCAACCGGUUGCGAUGCCGUGAAGAUCAAUCCGCUUCUGAAUCGCUCCGACGGCGGCGGGUCCGAGGCCCUAUUCCACGGACAAACGUCUAAAAUCCGCAGGACGAAAGAGCGGGAGACUGAUGAGUGCUAUAAUGGAAGUAGCUAGUCACGCUAAGAAGGAGACAGUCAAGAGCAGGAUACUGCUGAGAGGGAAAAAGAAAAGAAAAAGUGGACCUUUCAUUCUGCGAUCUCGUGCUUCCAAAAAAUGAUCAAAACACUUGAAACUUUAUUAUAGAACAGAACAGUAUGAUUAUGCAAUGAUGUGGGAAAUGAAAAAUGUGAGGAGUCAAAACUAGUGUUAUUAUUCUGCUUGGUUUUCAGCUUCUUUCUUCUUUGCAUAGGAGCAUGUCUUUUUGUGCAGUUUCCAAUGUGUCUUCUGGCAGGUGGAGUCACAGUAGGUGACUUUCUUGCAGCCGGCACAGAGCAUCACGCGUUCGCUCUGUUUAUCACAGUUUGCGCAGAUUCUGGUACCUUUCUCUUGCUCGCUGGAUUUCUGGACGUAAGAACACGUCCUUUUGUGUUGUUUCCAGUGCAAUUUCUGGCAGUGCAUGUUGCAGUAGGCAACCUUCUUGCAACCGGAACACAGCUGAAUGCGAUCGGCGAUCUCUCGAGUGCAGUUUUCGCAGAAGCGGAACUUGUCGCGGGCCGUUUUCCUGAUCCUAGUUGGUUUGGUGUCUGGCACUGCAGGGCCCCCAUUGCCGGGGACGGCAGAAGUAGACACAUUCGAAGACUCGGUCUCAGUAGCUACAGUGGUUUGGGUCUUGGUCGGGCUGUUGGUCACUCCAACUUUAUCUUUUAACGUCGCAUCACUCGAUUUUACUUUCGCAUCAGUCUCCUCGCUCUUUUUAUCGGCGGGGGUUUUAGCCGUCUUCAUCUCUGCUAGUUUCUCAGCGAGUUUCUUAACUUUCAGCGGUUUUCUUCGUUUUUCUUUCAGCUUGGCUUUUUCCUUGCUCCGGGCAAACUCUCUCUCCAUUAGCUUCUGGACCGUAUCGGGGUCACUGUCCAU